AUGGAGCAGACAAUGAAACUUACAUUAUCAGGGAAGAACAAGAUUGGUUUUAUUACUGGAACGAUUGAAAAACCAUUAGAAGGAAGCUUACAAUCAGCAUGGAGAUGUAAUAAUGAUGUGAUAACCUCAUGGAUUAUCAACUCAGUCUCAAAAGAAAUUGCUGUCAGCUUAGUUUACAGGGGAAGCGUCAAAGAGAUAUGGGAUGAAUUAAAAGAAAGGUACCAUCAGUCCAAUGGGCCACAUAUAUACCAGUUGAGAAAGGAUCUUGCAACUACUACUCAAGGAAACCUUUCAGUGGAAGUAUAUUACGCAAAAAUCACUACGAUAUGGCAAGAACUUGUUGAAUACAGACCAACGGAUAAAUGUACUUGUUAA
Benincasa hispida (wax gourd) is the source of this 375-nucleotide messenger RNA. RefSeq lists its product as uncharacterized. Lineage: Eukaryota; Viridiplantae; Streptophyta; Magnoliopsida; Cucurbitales; Cucurbitaceae. The record is from RefSeq and is a predicted model, not a curated record.